Messenger RNA from Gryllus bimaculatus (two-spotted cricket), 96 nucleotides. The record is from the annotation of a GenBank genome assembly. Lineage: Eukaryota; Metazoa; Arthropoda; Insecta; Orthoptera; Gryllidae.
AUGAGUGCUCUUAGCCUGUCCCCGUCGCCCAGUAUCCUUGCUGGAGGCGACGGUCGGCCUUGCAUGCGACGCACUGGCUACACCUGCACCUUUUGA